UUAAGUUUGAUAAACCUCAAUUAUCUACGUACGACAAGCUUUCGCAUAUUAUUGGCUUAUUGACACGAGUCUAUUUAGAAAUCAGGCGUGAAAAUUGUGGCUUUAUUUUGUUCAAAGUCAACACUACAUCUACGAAUUGAGGUACUUUUUCACACCAAGGUGUUUGUAUUGAACUUUGAACUGAACACUUCGCGUCAAAAUGAGGAUUUUAUUCGGAUUAAACGUAUUUGUGUAUUUGAUGGCGUAUUUCCUCGUUGAAGCUCAACCAGAUGAACCUGCAACACAAGCGGAUGAAUAUGAAGUAUUCGAGGACGAACUGGGAAAUGAAUCCGAAAGAGAUUUUUAUCCAACGGAGAAGAAGCACGGCUUGUGUAGAGAAUGUUCUUGCCCGCCAACCCCACGAUGCGAACCCGGUGUCAGCUUGAUCACAGACGGAUGCGGUUGUUGCAAAAUAUGUGCCGGACAACUGGGAGAAAAAUGCAAUCGACGCAGAGUUUGCGAUCACCACAAGGGUCUACAUUGUGAUGAAAAUACAGGGACAUGCAAAGCUCGUCCUGGUAGAUCAUGUCACGUGGCCAACAAAUGGUAUGCGAAUGGGGCUCUGUUUUCACCUACUUGUCGAAUCACUUGCUCGUGUAUUGAUGGGGAUCUUGGCUGUGUAUCUAAAUGUAAACCAGCACCACCAAGCUGUGCAUAUCCAAGAUUGAUUCGAUCAUCAGGUAAUUGUUGUGGACACUGGAGAUGCUCGAGUCACCCAACCGAAGCCGCGAGGGGAGGGAAAACUUCGGCUAUUUUUAGUCCCGCGACAUCAUGCAUGAUUCAAACGACUGAAUGGUCACCAUGCACAAAAACAUGUGGAUUUGGAGUCAGCGAGCGAAUUACAAACGACAACGAUAAAUGUAAAUUAACUAAAGAAACAAGACUUUGCAUCGUGAGACCGUGUAAGGGGAACACAUCUCCGAGAAAGCCCAAAAGAUCCUGCCGCAAAACUCUACGUCAUAGCAAGCGUGUUCGAUAUUCUAUCAGUGGGUGCUUAACGACGAAGUCAUACAGACCGCGAUAUUGUGGAACAUGCAGACAUUCUGGUAAAUGCUGCAAACCGCAAAUGACCAAAACCGUUGAAAUGGACUUUCGCUGUGAAAACAAUCCGCUUUCUGUCGUCAAAUCACCUUCUAAUACCUACAUAAUGAAGCGAAAAAUGAUGGUUAUUCUCAGUUGCGUGUGUGGUGACUACUGUAUCAACAAUGAAAACGAAAUUUUUUCAAACUCAAUUCGUGCUCUCAGGGGUGAUAUUGAUAGAACAAUAUGACCAAAUUAAUGCUGGAAGCGUAAUUUCACAUAAAAUAGCUAGGCAACUUUGAGCUAGCUGAUCAUCUUUCCCAACCGGGAAGAGAGCAUUGGCAAUGUCUGUGAAACCUCAAAAUUCAACCACCGGUCGUUCAUUGCUCUUGAAGGGGUACUCCCGCAGCGUGUGUACCAGGGGUUAGAUCAUAAUUUUAUUCCGAUUUUCCUUAUUUUAGUUUUAUUACAGGUUCGGGGAAUGUCUGUGUUAGCCAAGUGAAUAUACCCCCUGCUCAUAGGCUUCCGUCCCUUUACACAACUUGAUGUAAAGUAGGCGAACAAAAUUAGUUACCUCCAUAUUGAUACACACACUUCUGGAGCGCCUUGAAAGCAUGUAAUAUCCCAACUUGUUGCUUGGAAAUCAAAUUCAAGCUUAUGGCCUGCCUAAUACGCGUACACAAUUGAGGCUCUCUCUAAAUUAUAUUGUCACUCGGUUUGGAAAUAUGUGGUUCUUCUAGGUUCCACAAACAGGUUCCCAAAUAAUUAAUUUCCAAAUUAAGCAAAAACAAAUCUAAAUAUUUAUUAACAAAAAUAUUUACUGAAAAAUAAGCACUCUCUAUGAGUAGAUAAUAAAUUGCGAGAGUGUCCAUGUUUUUACAUUCUUUGUUGUACUUCGUGUUUGACUAACAUCAGGCAGGUAUCAAAUGUCGGAGGUCAUUGAACACAUUUUAUGGAACAGUUUUUUAAUAUUUUUCUAUUCACUGUCACGACAAGUCUACAUAUAUUUUUCGUAUACCGACGAAAGUAUCAUCGUAAUAUUAUUUUUAUUAUUGUUAGCAUAUUUCUCAUUCUUACUGUCAUUUUUAAAUUAUUUUCUUCCAUUUUUACUGCGCUUUCUUUAUUUAAUUAUUUUAACUAAUUAUUAUUUUGCAAAAUAAAUCGUAUUAAAACAAAAUA
Molecule: messenger RNA, 2238 nt
Organism: Styela clava
Lineage: Eukaryota; Metazoa; Chordata; Ascidiacea; Stolidobranchia; Styelidae
Product: CCN family member 2-like
Biological process (GO): signal transduction; positive regulation of cell differentiation; cell adhesion
Cellular component (GO): extracellular matrix; extracellular region
Molecular function (GO): heparin binding; integrin binding
Source: RefSeq, a predicted model, not a curated record